Nematolebias whitei (Rio pearlfish) is the source of this 2268-nucleotide messenger RNA. RefSeq names its product RAN GTPase activating protein 1a (gene rangap1a). Gene Ontology annotation, cellular component: perinuclear region of cytoplasm; cytosol; nucleus. Lineage: Eukaryota; Metazoa; Chordata; Actinopteri; Cyprinodontiformes; Rivulidae. The coding region runs from base 85 to 1809 and encodes 574 amino acids. The transcript is spliced from 16 exons. Gene Ontology annotation, biological process: activation of GTPase activity; signal transduction; nucleocytoplasmic transport. Gene Ontology annotation, molecular function: GTPase activator activity; small GTPase binding. The record is from RefSeq and is a predicted model, not a curated record.
GGUUUUGAACCGCACGAGCGAGCGGGAGUGUUACUACCGGAUUUUUACUUCAAUCGUUAAAAGAGUGAGUGUUGAGGUGCUCCAAUGGCGACAGACAUUAUUGCACAGUUGGCUGACUCUCUGGCCAAGACUGCUGUCAAAGAUGGAGAGCUGAGUUACAAAGGUCAAGGAAGAAAGCUGGAUGAUGCCAAGUCAGUGGAGGACAUGGUGAAGGAGAUCCAGGACUUUGAGGGCUUGCAGGCUCUCAGACUGGAGGGAAACACGUUUGGUGUGGCGGCAGCACAGGCCAUCGCCAAGACUCUGGAGACGAAGAGCGACUUCAAGCGCUGUUAUUGGAGUGACAUGUUUACUGGUCGACUGCGUUCUGAAAUCCCUCCUGCCCUGAAUUCACUGGGUGAUGCACUGAUGCUGGCCAGUGCCCGUCUGACUGUUUUAGACCUCAGCGACAACGCAUUUGGUCCAGAUGGUGUAAAGGGCAUUGAGAAACUGCUGAAGAGUGUUACCUGCUUCACGUUGCAGGAACUUCGUCUCAAUAAUUGCGGCAUGGGCAUCGGAGGCGGAAAGAUUUUGGCCUCAUCGUUGAUUCAGUGUCAUCACAAAUCCAGUGCAGAGAACUCCCCCCUCAGCUUGAAGGUGUUUGUUGCUGGAAGGAAUCGACUGGAAAAUGAAGGAGCCACUGCACUCGCUCAGGCCUUCCAGCUGAUGAGCAGCCUGGAGGAGGUUCAUAUGCCUCAGAAUGGCAUCAAUCACUCGGGUGUGACCGCGCUGGCCACAGCCAUGCAGCACAACCCAGGACUCCGAAUCUUAAACCUCAACGACAACACCUUUACUGAAAAGGGGGCUGUUGCCAUGGCUCAGGCGCUGAAACACCUCCGCAGCGUCCAGGUGAUCAACUUUGGAGACUGUCUAGUUCGACCAGAAGGCGCUAAAGCAAUCGCAGAAACUGUAUCGGAGGGACUGCCCAUCCUCAAGGAACUGAAUCUGUCGUAUGGUGAGAUCACAGCAGAAGCAGCUCUGGCUGUCGUACAGGCAGUGAAGAACAAGGACCAGCUGGAAAAACUGGAUCUGAAUGGUAAUUGUCUGGGAGACGACGGCUGCAAAGCUCUGAAAGAUGCCAUGGAAGGGAUGAAUAUGGGCGAGUUUCUAGGAUCACUCAGUGAUGAUGAGGGUGAGCUUGAGGAGGAUGAGGAUGAAGAGGAGGAUGAAGAGGAGGAUGACGACGAUUAUGAAGAAGAUGAAGAAGAGGAGGAGGAGUUGGAGGAAGAGGAAGUAGAGGAAAGCAGCCAGAACAAGCUGUCCACUCCUACAUCAGCCCCACGACCACCAGAUGUCUCUUCAUUCCUCAUCUUUCCAUCUCCUGACAAGCUGCUCAAACUGGGCGCCAAGAGAGCCCUGCUGGUGCAGCAGCAGGUGGAUUUGACAGAUCCAUCAAAAACUGCUGAAGCCCUCCUAAAGAUCGCAUCCGUGUACAAGGAGGAGAACAGCGACGUCAAGCACGCUGUGCUGGACACUAUUGAUGGCCUUCUGAACAAAGCGUUCAGCACUCCGUCCUUUCAGAGCUUCAGUUUUGUUUCGUCUUUGUUAGUGCUGCUCGGACUCAUCAAGAGUGAGGACAAGGUCAAGCCCGUGCUCGUGGUCCCGGGCCACCUCCACGUCUUGGAGCACAUUGUUCGGCAGGAUUACUUCCCCAAGGAGAGCGUGGCGGUGCUGGAGGCUUUUGUGUCCCGGAACAGCAAGUCCUUAGAGUCGUGUGGAAACGCUCGGAACAGCCUCCAGUCGACACUGCACAGAGUCCGAUAUCAGAGCUGAGGCGGUGCUCUCAUCCAUCGAACUUUAAUCACUCACGGACCUUUGAAAAGCAGAACACAAACCUAAUUUUCUAAAAAGUUGGACAAAGCAGCACGAGACGACUUCACUGUAGCUGAGUUUUGGUGCUGUCAGUAUUUUUUAUUUUUUUACUUGGAAGCUGAACCUGAAGUAAAAUCUGCCCGUCUGUUGAAUCUUGACCCUUUUUUGUGUGGACAUGGACGACUUUCACAUCCCGAGGCCUCAACUUCAACAUAAUCUGAAGUUUGUGACGCCAAACUGCUCUGAUCUUAGGAUAUUCUGGACUCAUUAACUAUUCUGUGUCUUCUAUUUCAUAUCUAACUUUAUUAUUAUUUUAUACGAACCAUUAACUAAAGUCACGAAUGGGGUAAAUAAAUUAAAAAAUAUUGACCAAAACACGGUUGUAAAUGAAAACAAUCAGAACAACUGAUGUUCAUUUUU